This is a messenger RNA of Dicrocoelium dendriticum, 4446 nucleotides long. Lineage: Eukaryota; Metazoa; Platyhelminthes; Trematoda; Plagiorchiida; Dicrocoeliidae. The record is from the annotation of a GenBank genome assembly.
GUCUGCGGAUAACGACGUCCGGUGGCUCGUUCCCAUUCUUGCUAUACGUUUGUCUUACAAGUGAAAUACGCUUGAAUACCGGUGUUUCAACGCACAUUGGUAAUAGAAUUUGACGUCUGUCAAAUUCCUUCACACAUCCAAGGUGAUUUGGAUAGCGACACCUAUCCACAAGACAUCAAGCAUAACGAGCAAGGUCCAGCGAGCUGCGACCUCCCGUGCGUCUAGCACUUUGGACGCUACUCUCGACAAAACGAGAGCAGCAGCAGCAUCUAAGUGCCUGAGCGGCAGCAGAAAUGUCACUUCUCGGUCUAAAGCGCUGCAGUGCGGUCUGUGCGAAGGAUGGGCCCACACAACGUGCAGCGGCAUUGAGCACGAUCUUUAUGAAUGCCUGAAAAGAACGGCAUCUUCCGCGCUAACAUUCCACUGUGACAAAUGCCGACUUAAUGUUAACGAUAAGUCCCUUCUGGCGAAUCUGACUUUGGCGAAAAAGACAGAUAAUAACGCCGCAUUGAUGACGCCCGUACUACCGCCCGUGACUCCUCCAUGCAUCCAUACUGUGCGCGAUCGAAGCCGCUCCUCCUCCGCUUCAUCAGCGGACACACCAAUGCAUAGUUCACAAGACAACCGAAAAAAGCCGUCUGUCGGCACUCCAACUGCAACUGCGACCUACGCAGCCGUGGCCAGCGCUGGCGCCGCAAAACCACCCGGCUGGGUCCAGGCCCCUAAAAAGAAAAGUUGUAAGACGGUAAACAACAACAAAUCGAAAUCACCGUCUACAGUGUCACAACUAAAGUCUGUGCUAAACAAGGUAACACGACUUGAGAAAUUGCUAGCCGAGAAACCGGCCUUACCGAAACCGGUGAAGCCAAGCGAUUGUAAGUCACCACGGGGACGGCUAUGCAACGUCAUGAUUUUCCACGCACCUGAGUCGACUGAUCCCAGUCCCCAGGUACGCUAUGACCAUGAUGUGCAAUUCUUGCAGUCUCUAACCGACAAACUACUGGAUGUUGGCGAACCCGGGUUACGAGUGAAACAAGUCACUCGUCUGGGGAAACAAGUUGAUGGCAAGUGUCGGCCUCUGCGCAUCGCGUUCGCCGACGAAACUGCCCCAAGGUUAGUACUGUCCCGCCUCGGUCGCCUAAAGGGGAUGAAAAUCCAUGUCCGGCCAGACCUUGAUCCCGCAGAACGAGAGCAGCUGAAGUCUGCCGUGAUCGAACUGAAACGACGCACGGACGCCGGUGAAACUAACCUGCGUAUCGUAAAUUUUCGCACAGUUGCCCGGAUACCCCGAAUCCGGGUAAACAGAGCAAUGACGCUUCAAGCUCGCCCAGCGGUUCCUACCGCGGAUUGCGUGUAGCGUUCAUUAAUGUAUGCAGCUUAAUGAACAAGCACGAUGAUCUGAUCCGCUUCAUUGCUUCACGUCGGCCAGAUGUGGUUGGUUUGGCUGAGACGUGGUUGACAUCUGAAGUGACAAGCGAAGAAAUUGCGAUCACGGACUAUUCGUGCUUCCGCUGUGAUCGACAGUCGAAUAGCCGCGGUGGCGUCCUACUUUACCUCCGGUCUACCCUGUGCGGGAGACUCGUGAGCACCUACCGAAGCAUUGACGGUCUGUGUGAGCAGCUGUGGUGUUCGAUCCACCUACGACGCGGCGAACUGCUUGUGGGUGUGGCAUAUCGUAGCCCACUGAGUAACGGAUUGGAUUGGCUCACACACGUCCAAAACCAAAUGAGUCGCCCGCAGUUCCUGCUCACUGGCGACUUUAACCUUCCUCGAAUCUUAUGGCCUGAAGUUCAGUUUCUCCCUGGGCAUAAUGAAGUGGAGACAAGAUUCGCCGAACUGGUACUGGAAACCGAAACGGUGCAGCACAUCACGCAACCCACCCGCAUAACCCCGCGCUCAAUGCCAUCAUGCCUGGACCUGCUGCUAACCAGCUGCGAACAAACAGUGCAUGACAUAGAAGUUCUUAAGCCCAUGGCGGCCAGUGCUCACUCGACAAUUAUGGCCACUAUAGACCUGCAGCUUCCAUGUGUGCGUCCAGUGGCGCCAACAUACAACUAUUGGAAAGCUGACUUCGAUGGCCUCAUUCUAGCUGCCAAUCAGCUUGAUUGGUCUAUGCCACAGGAUUCAUCCGUUGAAACUUGCUGGGCAAACAUUAAAGGGGCAGUGCACUCAUUGUGUGCGCAAUUUGUACCCCUCAAGACUCGGAAAGUUGGACCAAUGAAACCCCAUUGGUUUGACAAAGAGUAUAACCGACUGUCUCGACAACGGCGUCGACUAUGGAAUGCGUUCCUCCUGUCUGGCUCUGCCGAUGACUAUGAGGCAUACAAGCGACAACGAAACUUGUGCAACAGCACAAAGACGCGAAAACGCCGUCAGUUUGAGGAGCAGCUUGCUUGCUCAGCUAAAACUGCCCCGAAGCGCAUAUUUGCGUACGUGAAGCAACGCCUGAAGUCUGCAGGUGAUGUGCCGGUGCUAGUGGGUUCGAACGGACAACCACUAAGUUCAAACACCGAGCGUGCGUCCGCAUUAGCGGCGCACUUCGCUUCUGUAUUCGCAACUAACCAAACCUGCGCGCCAAGCUCUGCCGUCGCCGCACCGACUGAGCUAACCGACUUGAUCUGCGACGUCGCGGAGGUACAUGGGCUAGUCAGCUGCCUAGACAGCACGAAGCCAGCUGGACCGGAUGGUCUCCAUCCGCUGAUCCUGAAGUCCUUGUCAGCUGUGAUCUCACCUGCUGUAACCGACCUGUUCAACCGAUCCCUGUCCAUAGGCUGCGUGCCUUGUGACUGGAAAUGCGCCGUUGUCAAACUGAUUUCAAAAGGCGGUGACACACGCAAAGUGGAGAAUUACCGCCCUAUUUGUUUGACCGCAGUAUUGUCGAAAGUUCUGGAGAAGAUUGUGAAGAAGAGACUGCUCCAGCUACUGGAGACCAACUCUCUCCUGACGCCUGCACAGCAUGGUUUCGUGAGAGGCCGCUCGUGCAUCACUAACCUGCUGCUAACAUGGCAUGAAUGGUUGCAAGCAGUAAACCAACGUAAGUCAGUCGACGUGGUAUACGUCGAUUUCAGUAAGGCCUUCGACAGAGUGAAUCACGAGAUCCUCCUUCAGAAACUGAGGGAGUGCGGAGUCGGAGGCUCGCUGCACCAAUGGAUCCGUGACUUCUUAGUUGGACGGAAGUGGAGGGUGCAAGUCGACAGCCACCUGACCGACUGGUACCCGUCGACGAGCGGCGUUCCUCAGGGGACGGUGCUUGGCCCCAUUCUCUUCCUGAUUCACAUCAACGACGUGCCCAAUCUCCUUCGGUCGCCGUGUGCCUUGUUCGCGGAUGACCUGAAGCUAUGGAGGGUGAUCCAUACGUCGGACGACUUUGACAUACUUCAGCAGGACCUCGACCGCCUCUCCAUGUGGUCCGCCGAAGUAAGUUUGCCUAUCAACUCGGCAAAAUCGCUACUUCUGUGCCUCGGUAAAGGUGGAGCGGGCCGAUCGUACACUCUCGACGGCCAAGUUCUACACCCGACGCAUUGCGUCAGAGACCUUGGCGUUAUACAACGUUACGACAUGAAGUCACUGGACAACACGGACAAUAUGUAUCGCACAGCAUUGCGUUCGCUGUGGGCGCUGAAACGUAGCUUCUGCACCUGGUCGAAAGAGAUUGCCACUCGUCUCUUCACAUCCAUUGUACGACCGGUGCUAGAAUACGGCUCACCCGCCUACUGUCCGUUGACGAAAGGCGAGAUACACAAGCUCGAAAGAGUACAACACAUAGCCACACGGCUCAUUCCCGGUCUUCAGGGUGUGCCGUAUGAAGAAAGAUGCAGACAAUUGGGUCUGUAUACUCUAGCCUACCGCCGCGUGCGAGUGGACCUCAUCAUGACCCAUCGGGUAUUGCAUCUGGGUGCUUAUCCGAUGCUGAGGCCACUGCUCCAUGUCCGUGCGUCAAGCAGCACACGAGGUCACCAGUACAAACUGGUAGUCCCUGACCUCAAGUGGGUAGCUCAUCCCUUGUGUCUUGAGCGGCGAGUGGUGAACAUGUGGAACCGUUUGCCCUCGCGGAUAGUAGAAGCGAACUCGGUGUCGGAAUUCAAACGAUUCCUGGACGCGCACUUUGCGGAUGCCAGAUUCGACGAAGCCUUCACAGGAAACUGACGAAGGAAUCGUUCAAUGAUUAUAACCCAUGGAGCCCGUUAAUCCACCAACUGCAGCUUCCGAAACGAUGCCCAUCCGUAAUAGGCGGCGGAGCUGGUGAAGGACUCCAUGUGGUUCAUCCAAGAAUAUAUCGUAAGUACAUGGAGAUUUUUUCUAUGCUUGUAAAUAUUUUACUAUUUUACUUUUUUCACCUGGGCUAGCUCACUACUACAGGUAACACUGUGGCAGUGGGACAUGUCCUACAUUGAGAUAUAGCUACAUAAAUUUUCAGCAUCUUUCUCGCUAUCAUGACAGUCAAGU